CAAUUCACUCCGUCACUCUCUCUCUCCGUGUCUCUUGGUGUAUGUAUAAUAUAAAAGAAGUGAAAUAAAUAAUAAACAUUACUGCGAGAGUAGUCGAGGGAGAAAAAACCAACCAAACAACAAACCACAACUACCACCAAUUUACAUUUCGUAGUGGCAAAAGCAUGCUGCCCGGUACAUGCCGGAUAGUGCCAAAUUGGUCGUCCUAACCACGACACGCAGGGUCUCGACCAAGUUUGUAGUUGAGUGGACGACGACGACGACGACUUAUCAUCAAGUCUGAUCUUAUCUUGUCACAUCAUCAUCCGAGACGAAAACGGUGGUGACGGUGCAACCUCCUCCUGACCUGUCAUGGUGUGAUUAUGAGUAGGGAGGAAGAUGAGCGGCCGCCUGGAGGCCAUCACCACCCUCGUCACAACAACAACCACCCCACCGACAAAUUCCACACCGAAUCAGAGAGACUUCCACCCACAGCAAAAGAAGCACAUCACAAAACAGCAGCAGCACAAACACGACACGGCCAAUUUAAGUAUUAGCCUCGGCUCGAAUAACAGUAAUAAGAAGGGUAGUAAGAACAAUAAGAGUAAUAAGGACGGUGGUUGCAUUAGUAAUAAUAUCAGUGGCACGAGUGGUGCUUGUGGAGGAGGAGGAACAACGAUUCUUAGCCUGUCCGGAAGUGACGGUGAGCUGGUAAAGCAGCAGAAGAAGAGAAAGAACAACGGGAAGGAUAAGGAGGCGAAGGGGAAAAAUCCUAAAGAUAAGGAGAAGAGGAAGAGGAACAGCAAUCCAAGUGCGGAAGAAGACGUCGUGGACGGGUUUACUUUCAAAGCGUACAAAAACUACGAGGAUCUCCAGCGAUCACUUCGGUUGGGCGGAGGCGGAGCAUGUGUGGGUGUGGUUAAGAAGAAUAAGACGGCCACCAACCGUUCCACUUCCACCAACACGUCCCCCCUCGCUCCGAAGAAUAAGCAGCCCAAAGUGGUUUUGGCCCCGAUUUCGUCCCAACAGCCGGCACUUCCCACCACCCCUUCGAUGGACCAAGAAAAUGGGGACGCACCCCGACCCCCUCUUCACCACCAUAAUCUCCAUCCCUUCCAUCACCACCCACCCACCAAGAAGAAAAAGGUGAACAACAGCAAAUCCAAGAACAAGGUGGUCACUACUACUACCACGAAUUCAACGAAUUCUAAUCCGCCACCACCACCACUUCCACAAAACACGCAUCAGCUACCCCCACUACCACCAGCAGCACCAUCACAACUACAGCUUCCAUUGUCCGAACCACCGAUAGAUGUUGAGGAGGAUGAUGAUGACUCAAACUUGUCGCCACCAACAAUGCGCUACACUCACCCCCCACUGAUCACAGGACAGCAGCAGCAAGAGCUACCUCCCGGUGCGAGUAAUGGUCAUGGGAAUGGUCCGAGUAACAACAGUACUGCAAUCACGCCACCACUGCAGCUACUCCAUGCAACCCCACCACAGCCUCCUCCUCCUCCAGUGGCUGUGGUCAAGGCGACCUCUUUCUUUGCACCAUACGCACAAAAUGCGGUGACCAGGAUGGAACCUUUCAUACCGGCGCCAUCAAUUAGUAAUAAUAACAAUAAUAGUAAUGGUAUUAAUCAUGGAAACAAUGGGGAUUCUGGUAUGAACGGAGUCACACCACCUCCACCAGUGCCACAACUUGCGAAACAACAAAAUCAGAGUAGCAAGUCACAAAUGUUUGGUUCCAUCGCUCGACUCCUCGAUUCACCGACAGCCUCGUUAUCCUCGUCGGCGUCAUCCACCAGCCCGACGCAGCCUAACAACCACUCCCCCCGUGGUCACUCACCCUCCCGAGAGAGGGAUAGUUAUAGCAGCACCGUGAGCAGCCUCUCAAGCUCUACUAUUGUUCCAGCCGUAGCUCCUCCUCCUCCACUGCCACCUCCGCCCACUGUUUCGCCAAAGUUGCUCCAACAGCCCACCCCUUCAUCACUUGAUCCAUCAUCAUCGUCGUCGUCAUCCAUGAUGUGGCCAAACUCACGGCAUGCACCCUCCACAUACUUUACGCCUGGGACUGGUCAGCAGAGAGACUUUCUCCUCCCCUUGAUCCCACGACCGCCUAUGCAUCAUCACCACCAGAUCCAACAGCAGCAACCCCACCCGCACGAAUGGUUGCUGCGUGGAUUGUCCCCAUCGCCAUAUGCGCCACUCAUGCCAUUCGCACCACCGCCGACACAGAUACAUCCACUCCCACCCAAGCGGAGUGGUCGCUGGAACGUAAUGCAUGUCCGGAUCGCUUGGGAGAUUUACCAACAUCAGAAUAAAGGAGACCGGAAACCACUGCAGCCAACCCCACCUCCGCCCCCACCAGAUCUCUUUCGCCCCCCGCUCUCCUAUCCUCCCAAUGCGGCUCAGAGGGUGGCCGACCUUUACAGACCACCCCCAUCACUCAUGGACCAGCAAAUACAUCAUCAUCAACAACAGCAACAACAGCAGCAGCAACAACAACAAUUGUUAUUUCAUCAUUUGGCUGCGGCAAGUGGGGCUGGGUUAGCAGGACGGUACCACUAUGGAGCCGCUCCCAAUAUGCAAGAUGCCUGGGCAAGACUUGGCCGUGUUGGGCUUGGUGGAGUUUGGGGCGAGGACCUACAACAGCAACAACAGCAAUCUCUUGGAAGUGGAAUUGGAGAAAUGAUGAACAAUAAUAGACGACCCAAUUCCCCGUUCAGAGAUCGGACGAGCGUCGCCGCUUUCCGUGUCGACCGGUGGCGUUCUCUCGUCUCGCUGGUCUCCAUGUUGGGCCCUUCUCCGGAUUGGAUCGUGGGCGUGUCUGGCCUCCAACUCUGCCUCCCAAACUGCACCUGGCUCCCAGAAACAAGUAUUGAUCUCUACCCCUUGGAUGCGGGGACGGAUUCCGGCAUCACGUACAUGUCUCCCAAUACGCCAACUAAUCCCUCCGGUCCGAUCGUACCCCUCACUCCGACUUCACCGGAUGAUCCUAGAUCCCCAUUUCACGGCCUGGCUAAACUCGACCCAUUCGCAAAACUGAAGAUUGAACGGACUCGAAUCUAUCCUCGCGAAUGUUCCGAUACGACAAAGUCUUCGACCCUGUUUCUCGCCGAGAAUUCGCAGAACGAUGUUGAAAGGCCCGAAUGUGCCGUCUUGGACUGGACGCCGUGGAGCGAGUGCUCUGUUCGGUGUGGAAAGGGAUUGCGCAUGCGUAAACGUAACUACGCCAUCCCAAUGAAGGCCGACAUGAUGCGGUGUGACCGGCAGCUCGUCGAGAAAGAAAUGUGUCUCGGAGCACAACCCAACUGUCCCGCAGACGACCCUGACGAUGAGGGCAUCUGUUCUCUGACUCCUUGGUCGGAAUGGUCGCCAUGUUCCGCCACGUGCGGAAAUGGGACGCGUACUCGAACCCGACGCUACAAGAGCCACAUGGGACGGAAAAAGUGCGGCGGCAGUGCGGACCUUACUGGGAGCGAGGACUGUAGCGGGCCUGCCCCUUGCAGUAGCACCAACAAUCAGGCUAAUGUUGUCCCCACUGCAUCAGCAUCCGAUCCAUCGGGCGAUGAUCCCACGUGCCCCCUCUCCCCGUGGUCGGAAUGGUCACCCUGCUCAGUCUCCUGCGGGGCUGGGAUCCGUCUCCGGUCCAGAAUCCUGCUGAACCCGGAGACCUGCAGUGGUGGGAGUGGGGACGCUCUGCGAGAGGCGGAGGACUGCGUGGGGGAGUACGGGGAGGGGUGCACCGUUCAGAGGGAGGAGGCUGAACAGCUCUGUCCCCUCCACCCGGACCAAGGACCCUGUCGAGACAACCUGCUCAGAUUUUACUACCAUGAACAGAAAGGGAUGUGCCUCCCCUUCACGUACGGAGGAUGCAAGGGGAACAGGAACAGAUUCGACUCGGUGGAGGAAUGCCAACAAGUCUGUGGUUUCCUCUCGUCCAGUCCACCAACGGACACAACUACUCCAACAACGAUCACAAGUACAGUAAAAGCGUCGUUUACGCGAACAACGCCCCCACCCCCGGCUCGAACACCCACGACCACGGUUGCAACUCAUCCACCACCUAGUUCUACGUCGUCGUUAAGAAGAACCUGGUUCAUCGGCAUCGAACCGACGACAGCCCAACCGUAUCUCGAGUCAGAAGAGAGUUUCAAUUUGGACUUGGGGGCGGCGACGGACCCACCAUCGGAUUCCUACCUCAACCCACUCCCCCAACUGGAAGAGGACGAACCUCUCCGGGUGGACUGUGUCGUCUCUGCUUGGUCCGAAUGGUCCCCCUGCUCCGUGUCAUGUGGGGCUUCAGGCUUCCGAACGCGGACAAGAAACGUCCUCAUUCAGCCGAGCAGUUCGGGUCGGCGAUGUCCGAGGAAAUUGGGGAAGAGGAAGAGUUGUGCGAUGCCUCCAUGCUGAGCACAUACUAACCAACUCAGCUUGUAUACAUAUGUAUAAUAUAUGUAAAUAAUAAAUCAUCAGCCAAAAAUUA
Messenger RNA from Folsomia candida, 4468 nucleotides. RefSeq lists its product as uncharacterized. Gene Ontology annotation, biological process: cell adhesion. The transcript is spliced from 15 exons. NCBI's taxonomy places the organism in Eukaryota, Metazoa, Arthropoda, Collembola, Entomobryomorpha, Isotomidae. The coding region runs from base 379 to 4395 and encodes 1338 amino acids. Gene Ontology annotation, molecular function: serine-type endopeptidase inhibitor activity. The record is from RefSeq and is a predicted model, not a curated record. Gene Ontology annotation, cellular component: extracellular matrix.